Molecule: messenger RNA, 3457 nt
Organism: Cariama cristata (Red-legged seriema)
Lineage: Eukaryota; Metazoa; Chordata; Aves; Cariamiformes; Cariamidae
Exons: 8
Biological process (GO): synaptic vesicle endocytosis
Cellular component (GO): plasma membrane; synaptic vesicle
Molecular function (GO): phospholipid binding; protein binding
Source: RefSeq, a predicted model, not a curated record
ACAUUGCCAUGGGAUCUAUGGACGACAACCAGCGAAUUGGUGCAACCGCCUGAUUCUUCAAAAAGUCUUUCCCUGUGUAACCUGGUCAUGGAGGAAAUCCCAAACAGUGGGUCAUCAGAAGAUAUUAACAGAUCUCAGACUGAUCUAGGUUCACUCAACUGGGGCCUAGAUGUUAGCACACCCAGUGUCAGCCAGGAAAUUACUGCAGGCGGUUCUUUGCUUUUCCCUGUGGCAGAGCAAACCUCAAGCGAAUCCCCCGGUACUCUGCCUGCUAGUGUUUGGCCUGCUGUAGGUGAGCAGGAGGAUGCUGCACCAGGGUCAGCUUCUGUAAAUGAAAACCAGAGGACUUCACUGGAGAACCAGUUGGAUGCCAAAAAUGUCCCAUGGGAAGAUGUGGUGACCAAUCAGCCUUUAGAGAACAUAAUCAGUUUUGAGACACCGGUCCCAGGAACUGAGAGCUUGUUGGAUGAACCCCUACCAUGUGAUUCGCAAAAGGCAGAGGAAGAGAGGGCGGAAGACGAGGGGGCAGGUGUCAAGCCAAGUGAAAAGGUAGAGACCAAAGCUGUUAACUACAAGGAGGUAGAAAGUCCAGAGGAACUGGAAGAGCAAGGUUGCGAAACUGAAGGAAAGAGACUUCAUAAGGAUUUAGCAAAAUCAGAUCUUGAAAUUUUAGUCAGUACAGAGGUAGAAAAUUUACAGGAGUUGGAAGGUAAUGAUGGGGAUGCUGGGAGAGCUAGUGGUGCUAACCUGGAAAACCCUAGGGAAGAAGAAUUCGAAUGGGCCAGUGUCACUGAGGAGACAGAUGGAGAAGUACCAUUGUUGAGCACAGGGCUGGAAGGUGGGGACAAAAUAAUAGUGGGCAACUGUAAAACUAUAGAAAGCACUGGUGUUGAACCUGAGAGAGCUUUUAGUAUCUGGCAUCAGCACCAUGAAAGGACAUUUGAGAAUGACUUAGCCCAAACUGACAGUGGUACUGGAGAGAGUACAUCCAUGGAGUGUAUAAACACAACUGCACAUGUUGACGUAGAGGUAAAUGACCACACAGAAAAGGACUCUACAGAUACCGGAAACGUUGUGUGUGAUGCUGAAUUAUCCAAUGCAGAAGAGUCCAGUAAAGGAACUGAAGACAAUAGCGUCAGCUGCCUCCCGAAUGGUAGUGCUGCUGCUGAAGGUCAGGCUACUGCUGAAAAAGAGUGGCUCUUGCUGCCCAAGACAGCUGCUGCUGCUAGCACAAGCUGUGGUAAUCCUUGCCUAGAUAAUGCAGAAGACCAAGUGACAGGUAGGGCAGCAGCAGCAGUUGCUGAAGAGCAUCCUAGUAGCAGUGGUGUUCCUGAAGCCUUGGAAACAGACCCCUGGCUGGCAAACUGGGAUCCAACAGUUACUCAUGAUUCCUGGGGUUUUUCUAAUCCGUCAGAUGGCCAAGCUAAUGGACUGGAUAAUUGGCCCUUUUUCCCCAAGCAGCAAGACUCAGAGGAAGGUAACAUGGAAAAUGUUUGGUUAGGCAUUAGUGAUAAAUGGUCUACACAAGACCUAGGAGGGGCUGAUAACAGCUGGGCAGAAGUAGGUGCGAGUACAAGUCAGGAGGCACCAGUAAAAGAAGGCUUGCCUGGGGAGCAGGUGGGCUUUAGCAAUCCUGGACCAAGCAAGGAGGUAGCUAGACCCUUGGCUCUGUUUCAAAUGGGAAAUUCCAGAAAUACUAGCACCGAGAGUUCAACUAGUCCUAAAGACAAUGAGACCAACAACUCAGAUUUAUCUGAAGAUGAAAUUGCUAACCGGAGAUAUGGAUUGUUGUACCAGGAAAUUGAGGCUGAUAAAGAAGAGGCAUCCAGCACAGCAUUUAAUGGAUUUGCACAGGAGGGUCUUGCUGAAGGGGACAAACCUCAGGGAGAAGAAAAGGAGGCUGAUGUGUCUCAGGAAAAGGUCAGCAGCAUCCCUUCAGUAGUAAUAGAGCCAGCAUCAAACAAUGAGGGGGAGGGAGAAGAACAUGAAGUCAUCGUGAACGAGUCCAAAGAUGCCACGGCAGAGAUGGGCACUCAGGGCACUGACGCUUCUCCCAGUGAAACUUCCCAAGUUGGAAGUGAGCAGAAAGUCACUGAAGAAAUGCAGGCUGUGCCUCCUCAAGAUCAGCCUGUUCCAGCAGAAGAUGCAGCUUCUGCAAUGCCACCCGGCUUUCUCUUUAAGGUGGAAGUACUACAUGAUUUUGAGGCAGCCAACAGUGAUGAGCUUAAUUUAAAACGAGGAGAUAUUGUACUAGUGAUUCCUUCGGAGACCACAGCUGAUCAGGAGGCUGGCUGGUUGACAGGCAUUAAGGAAUCCGAGUGGCUUCAGUACAGAGAUGCAAAUAGUUAUAAAGGACUUUUCCCAGAGAACUUCACACGCCAUCUGGAAUAGUUCUCCACGCAGGCAGACGAACGUGGUACGAAGCUCAGUCAGUAGGUUUUUAACCUCUUUGAAACACAGGAGCCCACCUUUUUGUAGUUUAAGCUGUUAAUGGUUUACAGACUGGCGCCAGACAAAGCUUGUUGAAACAUAUCAAAAUGAGCAUGAAUGCAAACAGUUAAGCUAGCAAUUUCUGAAGCAGUACAUGAAAAAAAAAAUCAAGUAAAAAAGAAAUGUCCUUAUUUGUUCACACGUACGUGGCAACAGGUUUGUUUGUGCUUUGUCAGAGCUAUGGUGAUCCUGUAUUUGGUCCUUUCCCAUGAAAUCUGAAAUUAGCUUCCUCAAUACCAAAACCUUAACUUCUCUGCACUAAGUGUAUUGUAUUGAGUUGCACUGCAGAAGAUUUAAUUAGUUAUCCUGUAGUAAUGAGGUCAAACUAUUAUAAGUUUCACGUGUUUAAAAAAAUUAUUAUCUGCUGCAAUGUUUUUAAUGUUAUUUUUGGACAUGCAUAAUAUAUAUACAUACAAGAACUUAUAUGUAUAUAUAAGUGCAUAUGGAUAUAUAUGCAUUUUCACGACUUCAUCGUAGUUCUUUGGCUGUGUAGUAUCACCAGUACAUGCAUUGCUCUUUCACUGUCUGGCAUUACAGGAAACGGUUUUGUUCCAAAGCAAAACUAGCUGCUCCAUUGCCAAAACAUGAUACAGUAUCUGUGUUUGUAAUGUGAAAGUUUCAUUCUGAGAUGAUGAAUAACAUCAUGUUCAAAGCUGCUAAACCUUUGAGAAGGCAUGGCUCGAUCUCCUCUUCCAGCUGCAGUAGUUACAAUGAGAUAAUCUGGAGGGGGAGCUGUUAUGAUGCUAAUCUAUACUUUUUUUAUUUAAUUGGCUGAAUAAGUUUAAAUAAAGAAACAGAACUAAUCUCUGAGAAGAAAUAAACCAAUAUAUUUUCACUAUAUGUAUUGAUGCAGCGUACCUUCACAGAUCCUUUUAAAAUAAGAUGUAUAACGUAUCCUGUAUCAAAAAGUCAUCUGUAACUUAUGUUUUCCAGUGCUGUGUCAUUAAAAAUAAACCUUUGAUCCAAA